This is a messenger RNA of Candidula unifasciata, 435 nucleotides long. The record is from the annotation of a GenBank genome assembly. Lineage: Eukaryota; Metazoa; Mollusca; Gastropoda; Stylommatophora; Geomitridae.
AUGGCUGCGUCAAUUGUUAGGUGGAAAGGUGGUGGUAACUUUUCAAAUCUUGUGACAUCAUUAUGGAGAAAUCGAUUGUUUGUCUUGUGCCAGCAAGAGUUACAUACAUCUCAGUCAUUUCAGAUAGACAGAAGAAAAGACAAAGAAAUUUCGCAGUAUUUACGUUAUCGAAAUCAUGAAAAAACAGUUCAGCACAGACAUCAUCCUAUUCAUGAAUUACCUGAUUAUUCUUAUUCUGAUGGCAGACCCACUGAAGUAGCAAUUUGCCAGAAGUCGCGUCAAGAUAGAAACUACCAGCUAGCUAAACAAAUUGUGCAGCUUGUGGGUGAAAUGAAAUUUGCACAGGAGCAGUUGUUGUCACAGGCCGCUGAUAAAUCCAGAAAUGAGCAGGCACGACUGGAUUCGCGUCUUAAGGAAAAAGGCACACCAAUGUAA